Acanthosepion pharaonis is the source of this 1374-nucleotide messenger RNA. Lineage: Eukaryota; Metazoa; Mollusca; Cephalopoda; Sepiida; Sepiidae. The record is from the annotation of a GenBank genome assembly.
AUGUCAGUUUACUCAUAUCUAUCUAUCUAUCUAUCUAUCUAUCUAUCUAUCUAUCUAUCUAUCUAUCUAUCUAUCUCAUUCUUUACCGUCUCUUUCUAUCUAUUUCUUUACUUUUCUUUCUUUCUUUUCGUUUUUCUCCUUUAUAUACUUUUUCAUAACUGUUUCUCUAUCUUUUCCCUCCUACUUUAUCAUCACUUUUCUUUCUUUUCUUACUUCGUCGUGGCUCUUCUUCUUCUUCUUCUUCUUCUUCUUCUUCUUCUUCUUCUUCUUCUUCUUCUUCUUCUUUAUCAGCUCUAUCAUUCUUUAUCGCCCAAUUUAUUUCCUUUCCUUUCUUUUCGUCUCUAUUCUUCCUCUUUAUCUCUUUCUUUUCCAUCUUUCCACUUCCUUUUCAUCUCUUUCCUCCUCCUCCUCCUGUUUUAUCACCACUUUCUCUUUCUCUAUUCUUUGUUUUUUUUUUACUUCUUAGCGGCUCUUUUUCGCCUCCUCUUUCUUCUUCUUCUUCUUCUUCUUCUUCUUAGUCUAUAUUUAUCUUCUUCUGCUUCCUCUUCUUCUCUUUAUAAAAAAAUCUUUCGUUUACUUUCAUUUAUAUUUCUUUUUUCCUAUCUAUCUAUCUAUCUAUCUAUCUAUCUAUCUAUCUAUCUAUCUUCUGUUCAUAUCUAUCUAAGUCUGUUCAUAUAUCUAUCUAUCUAUCUAUCUAUCUAUCUAUCUAUCUAUCUAUCUAUCUAUCUAUCUAUUCCUAGCAUUUCUCGUCAUAACGAGGCUUGUUUGUUGGUUUCCACCUCCUCCCUCACUAACAUAGUACAGUUUUUUCAUUAUUAUUAUCUAUCUAUCUAUCUAUCUAUCUAUCUAUCUAUCUAUCUAUCUAUCUAUCUAUCUAUCUAUCUAUCUAUCUAUCUAUCUACAUUAUUUACAUUAUUUGGACUAUUUGCUUCCUAUCUAUCUAUCUAUCUAUCUAUCUAUCUAUCUAUCUAUCUAUCUAUCUCACACACUCUCUCUCUUUCUCUCUCAGAUAGUUUAUAUCUAUUUAUCUUACCCGAUUCAUUUAAUAUCUAUUUAGCCGAUUCAGAUCUAUCUAUCUAUCUAUCUAUCUAUCUAUCUAUCUAUCUAUCUAUCUAUCUAACAUCCAGAUCUCUCUCUCUCUCUCUCUCUCUCUCUCAGACAGCUUAUAUCUAUUUAUCUUUGCCGAUUUAUGUCUCUCUCUCUCUUUAUCUAUUCAGAUUUCUUUCUCUCUCUCUAAAACAGUUAAUAUCUAUUUAUGUCUGCCUAUAUAUCAGUCUUUUUCUAUCUAUCUAUCUAUCUAUCUAUCUAUCUAUCUAUCUAUCUAUCUAUCUAUCAAAUCACAUGCACUGUAUAUAUGUAAUAAUUAAAAUAUAA